CAUUGGCGUCCACUUUACAUCACCAUCAAACAAAUCCAAAAAGCAGCAGCAGUGCCGAUGACGAGAACUCUACCGGACCGUCUGCAUCUGUUGGUGCUACAUCUCCACACACUGACUAUAUGAUCAAAUGUCCACAAUGCUCAAUUCGUCUAAGUGGUGUCGAGGCAUUACGUGAUCAUAUAAUCCAUGACCAUCCACACGAUAAACUUAAUUAUGAGAAUUAUAGAACUUCACAUGUGAAUAUUGACUCUGAUGAUAAUGAGAGCAGUACCAGCGUAAACACGACGAAAAAUAGCAACAAUAACAACAAUAACAAUAACACAAUCAAAAACAAUAAUAGUAUUCAAAACAACGAUAACGACAGAACAUCUCAAAACUCUCCAAGUCUGUCGUCAUAUUCUAACAUGAUACCAACAACUUUAGCAACGCCGCCGGUGCAUGCAUCAACUACUGCUUCAUCAUUGUCACCAUUACCAAUACUCUCAUCUGCACCUGAUCUCAGCGCAACCACACCAUACGCAGCACACCACAAUCAUCAAACAUCCGCUGCAGCAGCAGCAGCAGCCAUGCAACAUCAUCAACUGCCAUCACACUUACCAGCUAAUUUGCAUCCUGUGCAGUUUAUGGCUGCUCUGGCAAUGCAAACAGCACAAAAUGGUGCGUGUUCAAAUGGUGGCUCAGCGUCGUCAUCGUCCACCUCGUCGCGGACAUCACCAACAAGCCAACUACUAGCACUAACGAAUGGUCAGCACCAACACAAUGUGCAUCAUUUAUCUAAUAAUGCCGGUAACAGUUCCAGUUUAUAUGACUUAGACGGUGCACGUUUCACCUCGAGCCCCAGUUCUACACUUGGCGAUAGCUCAGCGGGACACUAUCAAUGCAUGCAGUGCACGGCGACAUUCCAAACUCGCGAUCAACUCGAAAAGCACGAACUUCUGCACUCUCCAAACGCGCAGGCGCAAUCUCAGGGCGGUGCGAAUCAAAGCUGCAAUAUUUGUCAUAAGGCAUUCGCAAAUGUUUACCGCUUACAACGCCACAUGAUCAGUCACGAUGAGUCGGCUUUGUUGCGCAAAUUCAAGUGUAACCAAUGCGAUAAGGCAUUUAAGUUUAAGCACCACUUGAAGGAACACGUUCGAAUUCAUUCUGGAGAAAAACCCUUUGGUUGUGAUAAUUGCGGUAAACGGUUCUCACAUUCAGGUUCAUUCUCUUCGCAUAUGACUUCGAAGAAGUGUAUUAGCAUGGGAUUGAAACUCAAUAACAACCGUGCUAUGCUGAAAUCGUUAGAGAAAAACGGUGUCACCAGUCCCACAACACAAGGUUCUACCGCGAAACGUCAUAACAUGAAUACAAGUGCCUCCAAUGGUAAGACAAAUGGUAUAAUUGACCAUUCUUCAAAUAUUGCCUUGGGGAAUUCGCCUAUAAAUCCAACUGGCAUGCCCAACCCUAUGAAUUAUUUUGCCGGUGAUGUUGUUUCUAGUGGAGGAACUGCUGCAUUUUACCAAAAAUUAUUGCCAAAUUACAAUGAUUAUCAUGCCGUAAAUGCACUUUUAGCUGCAUUUCCACAUCCUUUUUAUAAUUUGCCACUUGAACCUAGAAUUCAUCCCUAUGGAAUUCAACGUCUAUUAGAACUAACUGCAGCUGGUCAGCAACAACAUCAGCUUGAUAUGCAAUCUCAUCUCGCUUCCAAUGGUAACAUUAUCGACGAUGCUGUUGAAGAAGAGACACCGGAUGACCCAAAACUGAUUAUGGACAUAGAUGAUAGUGAACAAAAAGAUAUUGAAGAAGACAAAAAUGGUGAUGAAUACAAAUCCAACUCUUUGGAAGAGUGUGAAAAAGAUUAUGAACUUCGAGAAGAUAAGGUAGAAACGGGUAAUAGCCGUCCAAAAUCCAGAAGUUCAACACCAGAAGCAUUGCUUGAAAAUAAUGAAAAACCUUAUUUAAAUAAUUUAGCUGAAGAUAUAAUAAAUAAUGAAAAGUUCGAAAAUAUUUCUGUUAAGUUAGAAAGAAGUCGAACCACUUCACCCAUCACAAUAGACAGUAGUACCGUAAUACCUUGCAUUAAAAUCAAAUCAGAAGAGCGUUGUGAAACAGAUUUCAAUGAAGAAAUCAAAACGCUAUCCACAAGCAACAAGAUGACCGAGAUAACUACUGUAUCUAAAAACAACCAGACUGCUAAGACAGAGGAACAGAAAGAACUCACCGAAAUUAAUUUAGGUUUUGAGCUACGUUGUAGUCGUUGUGACAAGCAGUUCAACCAUCCAACUGAACUUGUGCAGCAUGAAAAAGUUCUUUGUGGGUUAAUAAAUCAUGACUUCGACCAGCGCCAAUACCAACGACAACAUUUAGUGCGUUUGAAUGAAUCAGUCGAACAGACAUCAGGAAGUUCUUCAUUACUUUUACAGUCCAGUGAUUUAGAUGAGGAUGAGCAGGAACAGGAACACGAUGAGGAACAUGACUCUAGUUCGCGCAACGACUGCAAUAGCGAAAAUGGUGAACGUAAAGUACGAGUGCGUACAGCCAUCAACGAGGAGCAGCAACAGUUACUAAAACAACAUUAUGCUCUGAAUGCUCGACCAAGUCGUGAGGAAUUCCGCGCUAUUGCUGCACGACUACAGCUCGAUGCACGUGUAGUUCAAGUGUGGUUCCAAAAUAAUCGCUCACGCGAACGCAAGUUGCAAAGUUAUCAUCAUCAACAAUUAACUCAAAGCAAUGGCAACAAAUUGUCGUGUCAGGUGCAGGAAAGCAGUGAGUCAAAAAAUAGUUUCGUGCCCAAAGGAAUAGACGAACAGCCGCUCGAUUUGUCAUUUAAGCGAGAAGACAUGAUGUCUGCUAAACUAACUAUUAACUCCUCACAGCAACUCUCUCCACUCUAUGGAGUUGUACCGCAAUCAUCUUCAAAUCUGAACGAAGCUAUUAAUCUUUGUAGACGGAAAGUGUCCUCUCCUUCGUUUUCUCCCUCGUCUGCUGCAUCAGUGCCACAAACGUUCAAACAACAACAAGUGGCUGCAGCCGCGGUAGCGGCACUAUACUUUGGACCAACGCCCGCACCGCAUAUACUGCGACAGACUCCUUCCCCAAACGAAACACCUAUGCUACCACAACAAACGUCAACACCUCGCCACAAUACUUUGCCGACUGGUGGUUUUCCUAAUGCUGCAGCUGCAGCUGCAGCUCUCGCAAUGACUGGCGCUCAUUUACCUUCAUCAUACAUGUUACCUGGUUCAUCAACACAACGCAAUUUGGUUCCAAUGGAAGCGCUCUUUCAGAUGUCACCAGCUGCUGCCGAAUAUGCUCGAAAUCCGUUGAUGAGCAGUAUUAAGCUGAACACAUUACGAGGUACAAGCCUUAGUCCUGGAGGCUCAGAGAAACGUUCAUGGCGUGAUGAUGAUUCUCGUAUUUCACACGAGGAUGACUUUGCAGCUACAAUGUUGCUUCCUCCCAAACCAAAACGUGCCAAAAAUGAAUCUACACAUGGCCAUGCUGGCGAUCCUGACCUACCAUUCGUUUGCGAUCAAUGUGACAAAGCCUUUGCAAAGCAAAGUUCGCUGGCAAGACACAAAUAUGAACAUUCCGGUCAACGCCCCUACCAAUGUGCUGAUUGUCCAAAAGCGUUCAAACACAAACAUCAUCUUACUGAACAUAAACGCUUACACAGCGGUGAGAAACCCUUUCAAUGCUCCAAAUGCCUUAAACGAUUCUCGCAUUCCGGCUCCUAUAGCCAGCACAUGAAUCACCGCUAUUCAUAUUGCAAGCCCUAUAGGGAAUAGGUAAGCGACAA
Teleopsis dalmanni is the source of this 3778-nucleotide messenger RNA. RefSeq names its product zinc finger protein 1 (gene zfh1). Gene Ontology annotation, molecular function: RNA polymerase II cis-regulatory region sequence-specific DNA binding; DNA-binding transcription factor activity, RNA polymerase II-specific. The coding region runs from base 120 to 3767 and encodes 1215 amino acids. The record is from RefSeq and is a predicted model, not a curated record. Gene Ontology annotation, biological process: anatomical structure development; regulation of transcription by RNA polymerase II. NCBI's taxonomy places the organism in Eukaryota, Metazoa, Arthropoda, Insecta, Diptera, Diopsidae. The transcript is spliced from 4 exons.